Molecule: messenger RNA, 1392 nt
Organism: Pristis pectinata (smalltooth sawfish)
Lineage: Eukaryota; Metazoa; Chordata; Chondrichthyes; Rhinopristiformes; Pristidae
Gene: ccdc169
Product: coiled-coil domain containing 169
Exons: 8
Coding region: 95-649 (184 amino acids)
Source: RefSeq, a predicted model, not a curated record
GGGGUCCGUAUGGUAGGCUGAGAGCGCUAUCUAGUGGCAGUGAAAUCAACAGUUUGCGUCCCUGGAUGAUGGAAGAGGAGAGGUAAAAGGAGAUAUGCUUUCUCAAUCUGCUUCUGAACUAAGGAACAUAGUAUCUCAACUGGAAAAGCGAAUGGACACCAUUGAAGAUGAAGGAAAUGAAUGGAAAACCAGGUAUGAGACACAACAGGAGCUGAAUCUACAACUAGAGAGGCAAAUCAGAAUCUUAGAAGAGAAAGUGGAAUUUACUCGUGGCAAUCCUGCUGACAGAUUGUCUUCUGUACGUUCAUUUGAGGAGAUGCCAGUGGGCGCACUGAAACAAAUGAUAAAGCAACUGGACAAAGAAAAGAAAAGCCUUCAAAACCAGCUUAAAAAUUAUGAGUGGAGAGUAGAACAAGAAGCAAAGGCUUAUCAUAAAGCCAAUGAUGAGUGUCACAUAUACCUGACAGAAAUUGCACAAAUAUCCUUAUUGAUUGAAACAGCAAAGAAGCAGAAAGCAAUGGGGUCAAGGGAAAUGAAGGUUUUGACAGGAAAGUGCAACGUGCCAACCACAAAAAGGAUUUUAGAUCUCAAGAAAGGACCAAUUAAAAAGACUGCAGCAAUGAAACAGCUUCCAAAAUUAAAACAUUGACGCUAGAAUAUUAUUAUGGAACAGAGAUGGUGUUUUGUGUGUCAGAGGAAGCUGUUAUUUACAGUACUUGCACCUCAUUUAGAGCAGUUGUUUAAUUGUUGCUGGGCCUAAAUCAGUUAUAUUUAGGUUUUGUUACCCUGGCAGUAAUUAUUCGUACAUCAGAAAUAGUUAGACAAUGUAGUUUUAUUGUAUUCACACUUGAAUUUUGUUUAAUUGCUGUUAAAAUUUCUUCCAAUUGUUUCUCUGGAUGGCUGAUGGAAUUUUAUAUGAACAAGGAACAGAUCUGGCACAUUGGUAGUACCUCACUUCUCAGUGUGAUGAUUGUGGGUUGAGCCUCACUACACUGCAGAGAUUAGCAGAGUUUAGUUUUAAUCAUCGUCAAACUUGGUAUCCUUCAUUUCAGACCUUGUAUUCACUCCUGGGGUAUAUAGAAUUGUCCUAUAGGACUAUUCUGAAGAGCUAGCAAUUUUUAUCUCUCUGGCUUCAUGCCCUGACCUAAUUUCAUUACUCAACACAAGUCGUUAACAGUUAUUUAUGAAAUUUGCUGUAUGUAAAUUGGCUGAAGUUUCCCCCCUCCACACAUGAUCUCAGAGGCUACACUUCAAAAUAGUGAAAGGCUCUGCAUUAAAUUAUGCUCUUUCUGUAUGUCUCCAAAGCAUUUCUCACCAUUCCCUCCAUCCUUUUCAAGUUACAGGUUUUACAAUAUGGAAUAACCAUUCCAGCAGCAAACCAUUUCUAGAUAU